AUGUCCUUCCGCUCACCACACCAAUCCCAGUCUCACUCCCAGCCCCAGUUCCACUUCAAUCCCUCGACGCCUCCCCCGCCGCCCCCAAAACCCUCCGCCCACUCCAGCGGCCGCGGGACGCCCUCAACAGGCCCUUCACUACCUCCUCUGCCAUCUGGGCAGCCCCUGCAGCAGCCUUACAAUCCACUACAGCAGCAGCCGUAUGGAUAUUCGCUCGGCCAGCAUCAGGGACAGCAUGGAUCUCCAGUCGGCAUACAGCCGCCAGAAGAUGGGUGGCUACCGGCGAUGCUGAAGGAUAAGACGACCGUCGACUUGCAGCACGUCCUCCAAACACCGAGCCUACAACGCGCCCUCGUCUGCUCCCCUGAAACUGUUCAUCCGUCUAUCCCAGCGUCGACUGCGCCUUUGCAGAACCUUUUCGCUGCAAACAUCGCUCUGGCUGAGUCCCUAAGAAAUCUAGAAUCGCACCUGCAGCACCAGCGCCAAAGCACACAGUCGCGGCUCCUGGCACUUCGAGCUCUUGAGGGACAGUGGCGCGCCAAACAAGCCGAGCAAGACGCCGCCUUACGUGACUUUAGUCCACCAGCAUUGUACCAGCGCCUCAGCGCCGCCGUAGGAGAGCAGGAGUCCCUAUGCCGCGGGCUAGAGGAAAGCUUCCUGGAUGGAGAGGUGGCACGCAGUGAUGGACAAGCCACUGAGAGAGAAAUUGCCGAUUUCUUGCGCAGGUACCGCGAGGCAAAGAAGAUAGCCUACCUGAGAAGGGAAAAGAAAGAGAGGUGGGAUGAAGGUCGAGUCGGAGGCUGGCGAUGA
Coniosporium apollinis CBS 100218 is the source of this 810-nucleotide messenger RNA. RefSeq lists its product as uncharacterized. Gene Ontology annotation, biological process: ubiquitin-dependent protein catabolic process via the multivesicular body sorting pathway; protein targeting to membrane; protein targeting to vacuole. The record is from RefSeq and is a predicted model, not a curated record. Gene Ontology annotation, cellular component: ESCRT I complex. The transcript is spliced from 2 exons. Bases 1 to 810 code for a protein of 269 amino acids. Lineage: Eukaryota; Fungi; Ascomycota; Dothideomycetes.